AUUUGUAACCUCAAAUAUUUUAUUCUUCCCUCACUUUCGGGUCAGGUUCCGGCACUACCUAUUAUAGGAACAUCAUAUUGACAUCUCUUAAGAGACAUUUUGGCGGGCUUGUGGCCAAUGGUGCAUAUCGUCUAUUCAGUCUCUCUUAUGGCUUUGGAGGUGCAACGCGUUAGUCAGGUGAUUUUUGACGCGAUAUGAAGGGUCUUCGAGCGUUUUUUGGUCAGGUUUUGUUUCUUGUCUUGGCUUCACAAUGCUUCAAUACAGAAACAGUCGUCGCUCAAGGUGGGUUAUGGCAAACAAUAGUUAUUUAAUGUUGCUUGAAGAUACUGGCCGCAUGUUAACAUGCCCCUUCUGGUAUUUAACUUGUAUGGAGCCCACUUUCGUACGAACACUUUGACCGACGUAGAUAGCGAGUGGAGUUUUUACAAUAAGAUCUUUAUUUUAAAACCGAGAACAGAUCUUUUUGGUGAAAGACGCCCUUACAGUCUUAAGGACAGUUAAACUUAAUUGUUUAAAACAAACUUUCAAACAAUUUGACCUUGGAGCAUAGACCCUCGAAAUAUUUAACUGCCAAUGGCUCUUCUGGUUUUACCUUUAAAAUUUUGCUUUAAGCAAAGAGCAAUUACACUUUUUUUCCGUUAGGUUUUAUCAUUUUCGUGCACCAUUUAAUUUUCAACUCGAAGAACGCAUUUCAGUUGUGUACCAUUACAGUUAUGCAAAUCAAGGUUGCGAAAUUAUGCUUCGACAACAUUUCUACGUUUAGCAUAUCUUUACAUCAUUCAAUCGCGGUCAGUGCCUCUUCAUAAAUCAUAGCUAUUGUAUUUUUUGAUUUACAUACUGUCUGUCGCUCAUCAUUAACGGUUAAAGAUUAAUCACACAAGGAAAUAUCAAGUGCAAGGGUUUUAACACGGCGUUCCUCAUGCGUGACAGCUCCCACAAAUUUCAGUCACGCAACAACCGAAUCGGGACAAAUAUGACAAAAUUGACAAACAACUUUGAUUACAAUCAUAUUAAGGCAUGAAACUUUCGUCAGAAUAACGUUUAGCUGGCCUUGUGGGUUAUGGUAAAGAUACACCUUUAACACCAGUGCUUUGUGUCACGUCUAUAAGUCGUUAUUUUCUCUCUGGGUUCAGGAUAAAUAAGUUCAAAUUAUCAAGGGAGUAAGUGGGGGGAAGUAUUAGUAACAAGGAGAUUAAAUGGUUUUCAGGUGAACGGGGGAAUAAAUUGUCGCUGAAAAUUGACUGCCAAUGAGUGAAGGAUGGUAAGAACAUUGCAGAGUCCACUUGGGGGGAGAAAUCAGGUAAAUUUUUUAUUGAUGACACAACAAGAAUUUUCCAACCACCCAGGUGAUAAAUGAUGGCGAAUCCUUAAUGAGCUCAUUUUUUUAACAGAAGAGCCAUGCAAAGAUUUGUUGACGGAUUGUGAUUACUUCUUCAACGUGGACGAAUGCAAAAGAUACAGCGACCUUACAAGAAAAUAUUGUUCCGAGACAUGUGACCUCUGUGAGUUGAAAGAAAGCUUCUAAAUACCUUAUAUAUAUAUAUAUAUAUAUAUAUAUAUAUAUAUAUGUAUGUAUAUAUAUAUAUGUGUGUGUGUGUGUAUAUAUAUAUAUAUAUAUAUAUAUAUAUAUAUGUGUGUGUGUAUAUAUAUAUAUAUAUAUAUAUAUAUAUAUAUAUAUAUAUAUAUAUAUAUAUAUAUAUGUAUAUAUAUGUAUAUAUAUAUAUGUAUAUAUAUACCAAAACUAAUGAAAAGCGAAAGUCUUUUUUUAACUUUUACUUUGCUUUUGCGCUACGUGUUUCACCGCUGUAGCGGCUCUUCUUCUUCUGCUAUGUCUGAAGAGCCGCAACUGCAGUGAAACGCGUAGCGCAAAAGCAAAGUAAGAUUUUAAAGAAGAAUUUCGUUUUUCAUUGGUUUUAGUACCUUCAUUCGACACAGAAGUUUACAGUUUCUUUAUAUUUUAUAUAUAUAUGCAUAUAUAUAUAUAUAGCUCUCAUUUUCCAGAUGAUAUUCAAAGUCAACUACUUAGGGGUUACAAUGUGUUAUGAGAGAUUUCUUGUUCUUUGUCAAACGAUGAUAAUGAAUUGGCAACUGCAUGAUAUGGCAAUAUUAUCACUGUUGUGGGAAUGGUUGAGGCAAGUGACUAAUGAGAAUGCCAUAGACAAAGUCGCAGCUGAUAUUACAUUACUUUUGCUGCUUCUCCCUGGAAAUCUUCAACGACAAUUCCAGCGUGAAUCGUUUACACGCAUAAGAAGCUUUUCCUUUCGAGAGCAUUAGAUUUCCCAAAUGUAAAUCGCCUAUUGUGACCGUAACUAACUAGAAGCUAAAAGCUUUUCCCUUUUCUCGUAUCAUCUAUGAUGAGAAAGUUUUGUCAAGGGAUCUAAUUACUGGGCUUAAUCUUAACUCAUAAGUAAAAUCAUCAUAUUUUAUUGAAAAUUUUGUUUAGCCUUCCUUUUUAUCUCUUUCCUGACAAAUUUCCAGGUCCUACACCCAGUCCCACAGUUUUGCUAGGUGAGUAAAUAUAUGGAAAAAUUAAAUAAAUCUAUUUCUGAAUCCCCACUUCAAAUAAAUUACGUUUUUUUAUAACGCUUGUUAAGAGAGUUCAGCCCUAAAAAUGAGGAACAAUCACAGAGGAGAUUCAAGCGAAAAGCUGCCGACGCUGUCUACAGUGAAAAAGUAAGAGCACCAGCAAAAAUAAAUCAACAAGGCUGAAGUUGUCAAACCCCAAAUCCAUUUGUAAGCCAGAUAGGCUUGCCCAUUUCUCAUUCACAGCUUUCCUCUUCAGCUCCAUAAUCUAUAUCUUUGCUAACCUGAUUUCAACUUAUAAUUAUCAUCUGUCUCCUCGCCACUGUUUUGUGAUCAGCAUGUAGAGAUAUGUUACCAGACUGUGCAGAGUACAUAAAGAAUCCAUCCCAGUGUCACGGAGCGAGAGAAUUCUUCAUAAAGUACUGUCCAAGAACUUGUAGCUACUGCGGUAAAAAUUCCUGUAUUCAAUUGUUUUCUUUCAUGUUUGUAAGUUAGAGUUUCUUUUUUCUGUUUAGCUACUAGUUUCAUUGACUUGAAACGUGGAGGAUUACCCCCCACUCAGAUAGAGCGUUGGUCCAACGCAGUGUCAACCCCCACGAUUUAUCGAGUUUUCGUGAAAGUUAUCCCAUAUUAAUCUAGACUCCUGAGUGAGGCUCUGUGACAUUGAAGUGUUUGCCUAAAGCACGACAGAAUCACUCGUCCAGAGCCCAGUAUAUACUCAAAUAUAUAUGCAAUGUCCCCUAAGUUCUUCGAUCAGCGCUUUUGCCUUUACCAAUUCUGCUUUGAUGGUUGUCUUCUCAUCAAAAACUAAUUUUAAGAUAUAUUUAACGUAAUCAAUUGAACUUUUCUAUACGUGUUCCUAUCUUGUCAGGAUGUAAUGAUAUUCUUGAUGAUUGCUCCUCCUACGUUACUGAUCCAGAUCAAUGUAAAUCGUCUCCAUUUUUCUCCAAGUAUUGUAGAAGGACUUGCGAAAUAUGUGGUACGUUUGUAAGUUUAUUAUCUUCCAUUAAAAAAAGUUUCUUGUAUUCUUUUUUCAUACUUUACGCUAAAACAUAUACAUUGUGACCUGACCACACUUUCAUGUACAUUGAUAAAGGUCUAUUAACCGCAACCUGGAUAGCUUAAAAAAUUCUUACUAAUCCGUCAAAAAGUCAUUUUCUGCACAAAAACGUUUUAUUUCUCUGUGAUGUCUAAAUUUUUGCCUGAAGCAUGCUUUCUUUAUUUUUUUUUCCACGCUGUUUUAAUCGUACAAACCGAAGAUAAAAGCAAUACAAACGUUUGGCUAGCUGCCAGCUGCUUUGGUAAAGAAUAAAUCAGAAUCUUCACGUCAUUCAGCAAACAUCAGUUAGUUAAAGGAGCAGAAGACUGCCAGUGAUUUAUAUCAGUAACUAUUUGUUAGGUUAGAGCAUUUGUGAGAUAUUGUCUGUGAUUUUUUCUUUUCCCACAGAGAGUUGGAAUUCCUCAACUCCUACAACAAAGCAACCUCUGCUAUCAACUGUUAUGGCCCUGCUGACAACAACACCUUCGAAAGAAUCCACAUCAACUGAGUCUGCGAACAAACCAACUCUCUCACCUGUUGUCACAACAGAAACAAAUAUAGUAACCAUACCACCAGGUCCAAUAGGUAAUGGAUAUAUCCUGAGUAUCAAAUGAUAACCAAGUGUUGGUUGGUUAUAUCCCUCAUUUACUUCCUCUUCGUGAAUAUUUUAGGAGAGUUUACUAAUCUCGUUUAUUCAGGCGGUAAAAGCAUAAUUGGUUGAUUUUGUUUCGAGCCAAAUUAGAUGCAUCAUUUAUAAAACUAGGAAGACGAAACAGAAUGAAAUGCUUUUAGCACUUCUUGACCUUCAACUGUUUUUUUAAAUUUCUUAUCACGUCUUGCCGACUUUCAGAAAUACGUUAGAAACCAGAAUUGUCCCGGAAAAGUUUGUUUCUAGUCUAUUAAGUUUUGACAGAGUCAAUUAAGUCAUACAUUUGUCAAUUAAUUCAGUCAAGUUUUACGAAUUCCUUUGCAAAUGUCUCAUACAAAUUGUUCUUGGGAACCUAAAGUCACAAUGAGAGCACCACUGUGUUAGUUACUUUAUCAUUUUUGUUUAAUUUCCUAGUGUGUGUAGAUUCCCCAGAAUGUGCGUCAAUUGUUGAAAACGACAGAGAGUUGUGUAAAAAGCGUGAAGAUUAUAUGAAGGAAAAUUGCCCGCAGUCAUGCGGUUUCUGUGGUAAGAUAACUUAGAGAAAUAGUGGACAAUGGUACGAUUGGAAGUUGUUAGUAAGAGUAAUCUUUAGUUUGAGGUGUAAUAAUUCAACAUACGGCCUGAAGGUGUUUAUUAUCAGGAUUACUAGGAAACGGAUUAGUGCUGAGUAGUCCCCUGUCUUCCUUGUGAACGCCUUAAAUGCGAGCCAUUUAUAUCUUUUGUGAAGGGUCAGUUCUUAAAAUCAUUAAACAGAUCCAUUUCAGUAUUUUUUCCGCCAACGGAAUGCUGCUAACACAUUGGUCAGCGGUCAUAGUUGAUGCAACAGUUAUUAGAUGCUUACAAAUGGACGUACGACAUGACCAGGUUCAGUCACUACAUAAUUAUUAUUACAAUAAAACAUUAUUUAAUGCUUUAGUUUUCUGUCUCUCUCGCCAUCAAAGCAAAUUAUAGUAAAGCUACAGUAAGUCACUUAUCAGUAGUUAUAGCUAGAUUUUUUUCUCCAGUACCCUGAUUGACUGAACUGCGACUGCAUGUUGAGCAGCUUACACUUAACGUAAAAAUAAGACUUGUGUUUCAGACAUCUGCAUUGUCUACAAUAGAACGACAGGAGCCCAAUUAGUAAUGAGCCCCCUAAGAAGACUAAAGAAACAAACCAUAUUAUUCGUUCAGGCGUAUGAGGCGAGUAACCAUCGUUUAAAGGAUGAAGUGCAGUUUUUAACUUAGAUUUUGCACAUUCAUUUCAGAUGACAAAUCCUAUUGCGAAGAUGAAAAACCAGAGGAAUGUUCCUUUCUCUUUGAUACAGACAAAGCGUAUUGCAAAUUCGAACCAGAGUACAUGGAGAAAAACUGUGCAAAGACUUGUGGAUUGUGUGGUAUGCAUAGACUUCGAGACAUAAAGCAAACAAACCAGCGCAUGCAAAAGCAUUUGAAAGCACUUAGUCUUAAAGCGUUUCAUCGACACCGAAUUCACAUGGCGAUCUUGAAUCGUUCAAAUAUUCGAUUGUUACUAUUUUUGGCAAUUAUCAGUUAGUUAGCUCUAGAUAAAAGAAUAAUUCAUAGCGGAUAUGAAUCUCUUUGAAUAUAAGAAGAAACUAGAGAGAAAUGCCGGAUUUAAAGAAGCAAAGUACAAGCUCGCUCUGAUCUUGAGUCGUUCAAAUAUUCGAUAGUUAUAUUUUUGGCAAUUAUCAGUUAGUUAGCUCUAGAUAAAAGUAUAAUGCAUAGCGGAUAUGAAUUUAUUUGAAUAUUAGAAGAAACUAGAGGGAAAUGCCGGAUUUAAAGUAGCAAAGUACAAAGUCGCUCUAAUAUAUGGUCAGUCUCUCAUUACCAUACUUGACAAAGAGUGAAAGCUACUAAACUGCAUCUAUUUGGUUUGGUAGAUUGUCGCGAUUUUUUACCGAUAUGCGCCCCUAUUGUUGCAAACAACGAAGGUUAUUGCGAAGCUAAUCCUGUUUUCAUGAAAACAAACUGCCCUAAAUCCUGUAACUUGUGUAAAGGUAAGAUACAUUUAUCCUGAUAUGUCCAAAGCAAACCUAACUGUUUGACAGUUGGGUAUUCUUAGGGUUUUCCAGAACGAGUAUUCGUUGAUGAUUUUUAUAUUCAAUCUUAUAGAAUUUUUUUAAAGUUAUACUUGUCUUUAAAUUGAGGAAUUACUUUGUACCAUUAUGGCGUUCCGAAGCAGGUUGCAGGGUAUAAAUGGGAGGUCCCCUUGCAAGCCCUAUUUCGUCAUCUACAAAGUUGUUGCUUCAGCUUAAUGCCAUCUCACCUGAGGGCCACAGCUAAAAUUUUCAUUAUGUUUCUCUACACAUUUCUAAACCUUCUAGGAUUUGAAUUUGUCCGACAUUAAUAAAUUUUUUGUUGCAUCAUUUUUACUUUCCCAAGGGUGUUAAUACACAAUUAUUAUAUAAUGCUUCGCAAAUUUUGUCACAGGUUGCCAAAAGUUAAUCCUAAUGUAAUAAGGCCAAAUGACAAGUGUAACAAAACUGACUCUAACUUUCUCCUUUUCCAGACAAUAAUGGUAAUGUCAGGUCGCCAAGCCCAGAUGGUAAGAAACAAAGAUUGAAGAAUCGUCGUUUUACAAGUUUCAUUAUUGUUAGCUGGUGUCCUUAAUCACAAUUCAUCUUGGAGGGCAAUAUAAUAUUUAACAUAACUGUAACUCCAGUCCUAUCAUUUUUUCUACUAGUUAUGUAGUUAUUAGUGAUUCUACUCAGUUGUUAAACUUUUUUCUCGCUAACUUUCUCUGUCGGUUGAUUCAUAGAUUGUGUUGAUAAAAGGAAACAAUGCGCCACGUUUGCUAGAGUCAAGAACUACUGUUCUUAUCAAGCUGUAUUUAUGAGGGAAAAUUGUCCAAAAUCAUGUCAGUUUUGCCAGAAGGUAAGAAGGGACAAAUUUGAGAACGGCGGGGAAAUUUCUGCAUUUUAAAAAAACGCACAUAAUGGCCAAGUAUCCUGACAGAAAUAUUCGUCAAUGAGUAUUUCAAAGAUACUUUUGAGGAAAUUGCAAUUUUAACGAAAUUGAGCCUAAGGAACGUUCAGCGGUUCAAAAGAAAAUGGGGGUGGGGGGUAGUGAUCUAGUUCGUUGAUUUAAAAAUUUGUUUUCACAUCACGCUAUAAAAUUAUUUACCCGUUUAACCCUUUCCCACCCACCCACUCAGGUGAGAAGUUGGAAGUGGAACGGUUAUCAAAAGACUCUUGAAUUUUACAACCGAAAGAACUCUGACUUUUUUCACUGUUUCGUUCGUAUUAAUUUCAUUUCGCAAUAUUUCAGUUGAAAAAGGAAACAACGCUAAGAAAAAAUCUCAGAAAAUUAAACCUAGCUGUUUAAACUAAGAGCAGUGCCUGACAGAUUUGAAACGACAAACUGUUACAGGAAAAUUGUAUCGUCCAAACAUGACGUCAUCCUCAGCCAACAGUCAACAAAGCUGUAACUACAACAUGCCAUAACACGUCUAUCGAUAGACAGAGAUAUGUUUUCUUAAGUUGUCAAAAUAAUUUCAUCUGGACAAGAAUCAUUUCAAUUUAGCUUUGUUGAAAUUGCUUCGCCUCUCAUAGAUGCUGCAGAUUGAUUCGUGAGAGUUACUCAAAGAAAGACUCUGGCCUGCCCAAGAAAUGUUCCUCAAAAUUUAUAGUUACGUUUUGCUCGUGUUCGUUUUCUACGUGAAUUUUUGCCAGUCUUGUCCAAAGGUACGAAAUUUUUAUCAUUAAGUAAGCGAUUUUUCGGCGUUUCAAUUGAUUCAGAAAUUUACUUAUCCUACAAAAGUUACAGGUACCAGCAGGUUAUUUCAUCACUACUUGCAUUGCAGACCAUGGCCGGUACCUGAUUAUUAGUGAUCAGAGACAGUCGCCUCAGUCCACAAAAGCGCUUUGCCUCGAGCCUUUUAAAGAUUUCAAGGAAAAACGUAAAUUAAGGACCUUCAUCUAAUCAGUCGGGUGUUGCAAUUUGUUGUGAUUGGAUUAAAUGCAACGUUACCCUUUGCAAAUCUAUUUUAACGUGUUAACAAGAGAUUGUUAUAAUCUUUUGGUGUUAGGCCUUUUCUUCUAUUUCUAAUGAAGUACGUCUAGCUUUAGUAGGUGAAAGAACGUGAUAUAUCUAAUCAUAGUUUAACCCUAUCGUGAGCAUCCUGUUUACUAUGCAUCACUCAAGGUUUUUUUUUUCCUUUAUCAGGAAUACAAUUUUGCCAUCAAUACAGAGUGGAAUGGAUCCAAAAUCAACCACGCCCCUGUCACUUUCCAAAUUAGUGCCCAGGACUCCCGAACCGUACGUAUUUCUGUUAGUGGACCGUUCUUUAAUGACCCAGACCCUCCACCGUGCAAAGCAGGAAGUGCCUGUGAUGGAUUGUGGGAUUAUGAAGGUAUGACUCUAAAUUCAUGAGUUUUGUAAACUGCAAUAUUUCAGGAAUUUAGGCGGGUGGCCUUUCAAUUAUGAUUUGAAAUCAAGGCAAUUAAUUGUUUAUUUAUUUUUCAUUUUAGCCAAGACUUGUAUAAUCAAUUCCUAUAAUUCAGUCAAAUAGUAACUGGCUUGUUAUAGUUUUUAGCAAGAUCGCGUACUUUAUCUAGUUAAAGCCUAAAAAGAAGAGGGCAUGAUCAGGUAUUCCAUGGUUCGCUGACGCGUGAUUGAGAACCCACUCGAUUAGUGUUUGCAAAUUUUUACCAAUUUGAAAAUUUUAAUUUAACAGUCCUAUAAAAAACCUAUUUUUCUUUUAAAACAGCUAUUUAGAUAAAGAAACAAGUGAAUAUAUAGUAGAUGUAUGAAAAAAACAGAUAAAAGUAGUCGACUAUUUUUAUACAAUUUAAGGAGCUUAAAAAACUACGAAUUUAUUAUCAUCCUUAUUGAGAAAAUGACAUACACUUGUCCGUUAACAGUCUGAUUGAUUAUAUUAUUCCUUAUUCCUUGUCUUUCUUAUUUCAGUCGCUGAAGUCUUUUUCCUUGGAAAACGAGAGAAAUACCUAGAAAUUGAGCUUAGUCCGUGAGUGUUGCCUUUCACCCUUCGAAAUUCUUUACUUUUACAAUUUGAAAAAAGAAAUUGAAAAUGAAUUUGAGGAAUUUGCCCCCGGCAUCCAACCUCCUCAAGAAUUGAAGAAUUCCGUUUGCUUUCUUCUAGGAGUAUCUUGGAUGGGAGGAGUUGCCACGAUAGUGUCUCAUUAGCAUCAUUUGGGGGGGGGGGGGCAUGUGCACUGUUUGAACUUAUCACUUUAACUCUACAAAAGGAGUCUCAUGCAAUCCUGCUCCCCCCCCCCAUGGGGUCCCUUGCUUAGGAGUUGGUGAUGUUCUAUGUCAUCUUUCCCCUUGUUUUUGUUUUGAAAAUUAAAAUAUCCGGUUUGAUUAUGUUUUUAGGCACGGACAGCACUUGCUCCUCCUUUUAAAUGGAGUGCGAAAGAAAUUCUUAGUAAGUAUAACUUAACUUUGCAGAAAAUUUGUUUGCUAGGAAGAGAUCAAUUAUUCCAUUCUUUUCUCUGCAGUUCCAUGUACCGGUAACUGAAAAUUUUUACAGUACAUCGUAUAGUAAAUUUUUUUUUGUUUCCUUUGUUUCUUUCUCUCUUUUUUUAAACAAUUGCUGGCUCGUAUCUUGUGCACACUGUUCAGAAUAACACGAACAUUCCAAUAAACACAGCCGGAAGCCUAAAGGUAACCUUAAUUUUCCUCUCGUUUUUCGUUGACAGGACAAACUUCCCAUUGAGUACGCAGCCACAAUCGACCGAGCAAAAAAUACAUGGAACGGAACUGCUAAAAUCCCAAUCGACUACUUUCCUCCUGAAGUGAGAAAAAUCAAUGCAUACGCUAUUCAUGGCUCAGGGAAUCAAAGGAAAUACGAGUCACUGUAUCCUGCACCAGCUGAUGUCACCAAUCCUGACUUGUAAGUUGUCUGUCUUAUAAUUUCGAUCAGCUAGUUGCAAUACCUUUCAACUCUGUGGGGUGAAGGAGGGUAUUUAUGUUGCUUUUCCAUACUCUAUGAUUAGUGCAGAAACUCGUGACACCCUCUCAACCAAUCUAACUCAAAACUAAAAUUAAACAUGAUUUCGUCGCCCGAGUUCUUCCUCGCUUUAGCCGCAUACACGUUCACAGUUAGUUCUCAUUUGCUCCCUAUGAUUUAGUGUGGUGGGAAACACGACUUCAAACAAGGCUAGACUUCAAUCUUAACCUCUCCCUUUUAAUACUCUUUCUCCCCAAACGUUCCCAGGCCUUCUCAGUUUUGGGCCUAUUUCUCAUCAUCCUCAUUUGGUUUGAGGCGGAUAUGUAAAGAAUCUGAGACUGGAACAUGGGCACUACUCUCGUUAAGUAAUUUUUAUUCUUUGCUUUUUCAGCCAUCGUCUGGAAUUUUUCGAGCCGUUUGAUUUUGACGCCAUGUUUACCUUGUCCUGGAGUAAACCACAGUCCCAUUAUUGGAAAAAUGUCAAAAGAAUGCUGAGGGCAAGACUCAGAGCUUAAUCACAAACUAUGCAUGCUGUCAAUAAAUUGAGAAAUCUUUAAUGAAAACCUCGCUGAUAAGUAAAAUCAUAGCAGCGAAGAGUCUAUAAAGGAGCUACCCUGAGGGUAGAAGAAGGGCAUUAAACAUAUCUUUUACCCCCUCACGUUUGAUCCCAUGGGUAGGCCUUUCCAAGACCUUUCACAGAAAUGAAGUCUCUUUCCUAACCAACACUUUUAAACUACACUGCUGAAAGACUUCUUCAAUUCACAAUAGAGAUAGCUGGAGCACUUUAACUAACACCUCAGCAAAUCUUCCUCACUUUACGCACAAUCGCUCUGACGAAGGGCUAACGCUCGAAACGUCAGCUUUUUUACCCUUUAGGUGGCCAAUUUACGUUUUCAACUCAGUUGUUAACACUAAAUUACCUGCUAUACCCUCCCACCGACGCAGCACCACAUUUUCUUUAGGAACUUACCUCUUAAUUAUGUUGGAUUACUUCUUCAAUCCAACGAUGUACUCCUAUAGAUAGGAAAACCUAAAUCUUCCUUGCCCCUCCCUGUACCUCAACUGAUUUAAAAACCUUUGGCUCAUAAAAGAUAAUAAUCGGC
Messenger RNA from Pocillopora meandrina, 11222 nucleotides. The record is from the annotation of a GenBank genome assembly. NCBI's taxonomy places the organism in Eukaryota, Metazoa, Cnidaria, Anthozoa, Scleractinia, Pocilloporidae.